Trematomus bernacchii (emerald rockcod) is the source of this 4315-nucleotide messenger RNA. It is a transcript of the gene plekhf2, whose product is annotated as pleckstrin homology domain containing, family F (with FYVE domain) member 2. The transcript is spliced from 2 exons. Bases 167 to 901 code for a protein of 244 amino acids. Lineage: Eukaryota; Metazoa; Chordata; Actinopteri; Perciformes; Nototheniidae. Gene Ontology annotation, molecular function: phosphatidylinositol binding; metal ion binding. The record is from RefSeq and is a predicted model, not a curated record.
UGUGUUUUCGGCGUAGCGGCGGUGGGAGUUUCUAGUUGCGGUCGAUGUCUGCGGACUCAGCGGUCUCUGAGGGGGGGGAAGGAGACUCUGCUUUACUGACGUUAUCUGGAAUACAACUAAGCUACAAGUCACUGUCAAAGUAACCGAGAGGAGCCUUCGGGGGAAGAUGGUGGACCGGCUAGCGAACAGCGAGGCGAACUCUAAACGCAUCGGGGUGGUCGAGGGCUGCUUCGGCACGGCCGGCCAGCCGCUCGUCAUCCCGGGCCGCGUGCUGAUCGGCGAGGGCGUGCUCACCAAACUCUGCCGCAAGAAACCCAAGGCGCGUCAGUUCUUCCUCUUCAACGACAUCCUGGUGUACGGCAACAUCGUGAUCCAGAAGAAGAAGUACAACAAGCAGCACAUCAUCCCGUUGGAGAGCGUCACCAUCGACACGGUGCCCGACGAGGGAGACCUGCGGAACGGCUGGAUCAUCAAAACGCCCACCAAGUCCUUCGCCGUUUACGCCGCCACCGCCACCGAGAAGUCCGAGUGGAUGAACCACAUCGGGAAGUGCGUGGUGGAUCUGCUGCAGAAGAGUGGGAAGGCGCCGACGGGCGAGCACGCGGCCGUCUGGAUUCCCGACUCGGAGGCCACGGUGUGCAUGCGCUGCCAGAAGGUUAAAUUCACGCCCGUGAGUCGCCGCCAUCACUGCAGGAAAUGCGGCUACGUGGUUUGCGGCCCGUGCUCCGAUAAGAAGUACCUGCUGCCCAGCCAGUCCUCCAAACCCGUGCGAGUGUGUGAGUUCUGCUUCGGGCAGCUGACGGCGGGAGGCCUGGCGCCGAGAGCGGACUCCAUCAGCCGGCUGGGGUCAAAGUUCAACAACAUGUCGGACGACGAUGACGACGACGACAGCAGCGACUGAGGAAAUAAAACGUCCGUCUGAGGAUCGUCCAUUCAAACCAAAAUAUUUUAUUGCUUUUCCCCUCUGAUUCCAGCAAGGAUGAAUACUGAACAGUGAUUUAAUGAAAUGUGGAAUUAUUCGGGGGAAAGUCUGACUUUUCUUCUCUUCCACUUAUGACUCUUAAUUAGUCACUACAGAAAACAGUGGAGGCCUUUUGCAUUAACUUCAUCCAGGGGGGCGGGGCUUAUUUCUUCCCACUCUCUUUUUAACCGUACGUCCAUGAACACAGAUGAUAUCUCUGCGGGGAGAAAAGUCUGUUCGCCCCUCUCUUCACCAAACAGGGCUGUUUUCUAAGUUUUUUAUUAACAAAAAUGUAGAUAUCACGCUAAACAAGCUUUUUCUAGUCGACCUAAAUGUCGUUCCUGAGAAAUAUUGUCUUCCAUUUAGAGCAGGGAUUAUUCCUUUCCUAAACUCCUUCCUGUUGGGGCUUCCUGACCUUUAGCUCCUCUGCUCCUGAGAGAGGCUUGGUGUUUUUCUGGGGCUCCUUUUUUUUUAAUCAAUUACACAUUGUAGAUAUCACGCUAAAAGAGCUUGUGAUUAAACAAUGACAAAAGUCUGACUUUUCGGCUCACUUGAUUGGUCACCAUAGUGCUGAUGAAGCAUCCCUCCUCUUCCUCUCAUGUUAAUCCAUCUUGUUUUAAUUGUACGUCCAUUACCUCCUGCAGGGAAAAGCUACAUGGUUUUGUUCUCUGUCCUUUUCUCUCGGGCUGUUUUUUCUAAUAUAAAUGUGUUUUUCUGCUAUUUUGUGAACCCUAUUUUUAUCAGUCACAAACUAAAUCCUACUCUAAUCCCAAAGCUUUUUCUAGUCGACCUAAAUGUAGUUGCUUCUGACAAAUCAUCUCGUCUAACACUUUAGUGAGUUUCCUCUCAGCGGUCUUUGAAAAGGAUCUCUGCCUUCGCCCUCACGUAGUGCCUUGCAGGGAAUGGAGGAAAUCAGUCGAAUGAAGCAACGCUGCUCAAAGACCAGAGACUCGAUGACACCCUGACUCUGAAACGCAUCACGGAGUUAUCAAUGUGUGUGUGUGUGUGUGUGUGUGUGUUUGCAGCACACACAGAGCAGGUCACACACACCAGCCGACAACGGGAAGAGUUACAUUUUGAUUUUUCCUCGAAAGUUUUGUUUUCUGCCGGACAAAGACUCUUGAAACAUCCAUCGAUCACAGACUCCCAAAUUAAAAUAUGAUUUAAAUCCAGGCUUUGAUUUUGAGGCAUCUAACGACCUGUAAUCUGGAGGUUCUUUAGGCAUUUUAUGUACAUUUAACAACCUGUAAUGUCGAUUUGUUUUUGUUCACAACCUGAGCGUGUUUCCUGCUUUGUGUCUUAAGGACCAGAAGAGUCUUUGAAAAGGAUCAAUGUUUGUUGGCAGGCUGUGCACGGAUAUAACUGCAGCUGUAGCGGUCGGUACUGAAACUGUAGCCUCAUUAUGAUUUAUUUUACAUUUAUUAAAGCACACAAAUCUUCCUUUAAAAGAAAUGCAAUACAACCCUGAUCAGUGGAAGGUAAAUAAGUUGGAGUUAUUAAACGUUGAUGUGUAUUUAAUUUGAUGUUUCACAGUGCGGAGCGACGACGGCGUAUUAAAGUCACUGUAGGUCUAAUCAACUUUAUUCUCGUUUGUUAGCUUCAAUUUGUGAGUUUUUUUCUCCUCAAUCUAAAAUUAAAAUGUCUGAAAAUAUCAAAGCUUUUUAUCCUAGAAACAAACAAUGUUUGUUGAGAUGAUUCCUUUGAAUAACCCCGCCCUUCCACCGUUUUGUUUACAAUUUCAAUAUUAAAUAUCAGAUUUGUUACGAGUUAAACCCCUCCCUCAUUUAAUGUAUUAAUGUAAUUUCUCAAAAUACCUGAUAACCUUUUGAGGAAAUUCAAGUUUCAAUUUUUUUUUAAUCUCAGAAAAUCUCAAAAUUCAAGAAGAAAAUCUAGUUUCUGACUCAAAAUAUAUGCAGUAUUUUCCUCUUAAAUUCACUGCUUCAAUGACGGAUUAAGUCGCUUUUUGUGUGUAAAUUGACCUUUUUAAUCUCAGACAAAACGCUAUUUUAUAACGUGUAAAAUGAAGACGUUAAUCUUGAGGUGCUCUUUACUUAUUUACAUAUUUAUUUUUACAAAAAGUGAAAAAUAAUGAAUUAUUUUUGAGGGAAAUAUUACUUUUUUUUUAUAAAUUUGAGUUUUUUUAUCACAUUAAUUUACCAUUUAAUUCUCUAAUAUCAAAUAUUUCUACUUUCAUAUUUUCCUCUGCUUUGUUAUAAUUAUUUUAAUAUGUUGUUGGACCUACAUUGACCCUGAUACGCCGCCGUUCUGUUUUGAAUCACUUCGAUAAUCAGGAAGUGUUCGCCCUGCUUGUGUUUCCUGAUCACAUGAUCUGCUGUUGCGUCAUAUGGUCAUGACUCGACACAUGGCCGUCCCCUGCUCCUGCAGCACUGAUCAUGUGACCUGUGUCAUGUGACCUCAGUUCUGAGAUCAGGCUCUCAAAUUCUGUACAAAAUCAGUCUUUUUUUACUUUAUUGUACAAGAUUAAUUUACAAACCUUUUUAAAAAGAUUAAUUCAGCAGUCAAAAGUAAACUUGAAUUUAAAGUUAAUAAUAAAUCAGAUUAAUAUUUGUGAUAUUAAUCUAUGUUCUCUCCAGCAAUAUACAUUGCUCUCUGUCUCAGUUUCUAGUUUCUAAACAGCGUCCAGGAGUUCAGUCGAAUUGGGUCGAACAGGAUCCUGUUGUAUUUCUUUAAAUCCCAAGUAACCGAAUAGUUUGCAGGUUAAUCCAUGACCCCCACAUUAUCUCCCAGACUGCAGGACAUGUUUCGGAGCCUCUUCCCUGGAGACACAACAGAGGUUUGUUUACAUCGAAACAAGCACAGAAAUGUCUCCGUAUGCAAACGCCUCGGGAGCAGAAAGGGAUUCUCUUUGUCGUUAGACUUCUAGAGAUGUAAUGUCUGUGUUGCUGCAGUCAUUUGAUGAUCCACUAACCAGCUGUGCUUUCUGUGCACUAAACACGGUAACAUCGACUUUGAUCCAGGAUGAGUUUUUAAUGAAUAAACCGUCACACUGCAGAGCUGUUUUUCUAUGGUGCGUUUGUACCGUUUGUACAGAUUAACUCCUGCUUCCUGCUCCUGUCCGUCUCGUCUCUGCAGCUUUCACACUUUUCUCCGGGUUAUUUGUCUUUGAAAUGUCACGAGAUCCUGGUUACUGUAAAACCUGAUUUCCCAGGUAGAUUUCUUCUGUAGAAAUCACAGGUGAUCUGAUUUGUACAGGUAUGCUUGUGCGGGAGAAACAAACGGAAAUACUUUUUUUAAAGAGUUGUUUUUUACGAUGCAUUUCACACUUUAAAAAGUACAGAAUUAAAAUCCCACGAUUGUUACCACUGUUUGAAAUAAAACAAUUUAUCCUGUGUA